AAUUUCUUUCUCAGACAAAUAAACGUUUAUUUGCAGGUAAUAUCUCUAUCGUCUUUCGCUUUUCUUUUGUUUUGGGGUUUCAGUUUCAGUUUAACCGAAGGGAUUUUCAGCUCUGUUUUCUUUUUCAUUCUGUUUCCUCCCCAAAAGAUUCUUCCUUUCUGCUCAUCACCCCCUCUCUCUUCUCUCUCUGUGAGCUUCCCUCGCGAAAGUUUGUUUUCUGGGUUUCUGUUGUGAGGGGGAGUAGUUAGAUUCUGUUUCACUGUAGCUGGAAAGUUUGGUUCUUUGCUGGUGAAAGUAUUUGCAUUUCUGUGCUGAAAUCUCAGAGUUUGGAAGGGGGAGCUGCCAGCUGCUUCAGACGCAGCUUUCUGACAUACCACGGCGACAUUGUUAUGACCUGAGCUUUGUAGAUUCGGCAAACAUGUCUCAGGCCAACUGGGAAGCUGAUAAAAUGCUGGAUGUUUACAUCCAUGAUUAUCUGGUGAAGAGGGACUUAAAGGCUUCUGCCCAGGCUUUUCAAGCUGAAGGGAAAGUGUCUUCUGAUCCUGUAGCUAUCGACGCCCCUGGAGGAUUUCUCUUUGAGUGGUGGUCUGUCUUCUGGGACAUAUUUAUUGCUAGGACAAAUGAGAAGCAUUCCGAGGUUGCAGCAUCUUACAUUGAGCGAAGAACAACUCUUAGUUUCUUCUUAAGUGUGGGAAAUGAUUCUACUCAAUUGAUCAAAGCACGUGAGCAGCAGCAGCAGCAACAGCAACAACAACAGCAACAAGGUCAGCAACCACAACAUCAGCAGCAACAGCAGCAGCAACAACAACAACAGCAAUUGCAUAUGCAACAGAUACUCUUACAGAGGCAUGCACAGCAGCAACAACAGCAACAACAGCAGCAGCAACAGCAGCAGCAGCAGCAACCACCACCACAACAGCAACAGCAGCCGACAACGUCCCAGCAGCAGCAGCAGCAGCAGCGAAGGGAUGGUGCUCAUCUCUUAAAUGGCAAUACAAAUGGGCUUGCAGGAAAUGACCCUAUCAUGCGCCAGAACCCUGGAACUGCUAAUGCUUUAGCCACAAAAAUGUAUGAAGAGAGACUGAAACUACCAAUGCAGAGGGACUCUUUGGAUGAUGCAGCAAUGAAGCAAAGGUUUGGUGAAAAUGUAAGCCAACUUAUGGAUCCAAACCAUGCUUCAAUCUUGAAAUCUGCUGCAGCAACAGGCCAGGCUUCAGGGCAAGUGUUGCAUGGAGCAGCUGGUGCAAUGUCUCCACAAUUACAGGCUCGGAGCCAGCAGCUUCCUGGAUCAUCUCCAGAUAUAAAGACUGAGAUCAAUCCAGUUCUGAACCCCAGAUCUGCUGGUUCAGAAGGAUCAUUGAUGGGAAUACCUGGUUCAAAUCAAGGUGGAAAUAAUUUGACUUUAAAAGGAUGGCCACUCACUGGAUUUGAUCCACUUCGCUCUGGACUUCUUCAGCAGCAAAAGCCUUUCAUACAGGCUCCUCAGCCCUUUCAUCAGCUUCAGAUGCUGACGCCUCAACAUCAGCAACAGCUUAUGCUUGCACAACAAAGUUUAACUUCACCAGCUGCAAGUGAGGAGACCAGAAAACUAAGAAUGCUAUUGAAUAACCGAAGUAUGAGUAUGGGAAAGGAUGGCCUUGCAAACUCUGUUGGUGAUGUUGUUCCCAAUGUAGGAUCACCUCUCCAAGCUGGUGGUCCUCUAAUGGGUCGUGGAGAUACUGAUAUGUUGAUUAAGUUAAAAAUGGCUCAAAUACAGCAGCAGCAACAACAACAACAACAGCAACAGCAGCAAAAUAGUAAUCCGCAGCAGCAUUCUUUGUCGAACCAGCAAUCACAGAGUUCAAAUCACAAUCUUCAUCAACAAGAUAAGAUGGGUGGAGGUGGCAGUGUUACUGCAGAUGGUAGCCUUUCCAAUUCUUUCCGUGGAAAUGAGCAGGUUUCUAAAAGUCAGACUGGGAGGAAGAGAAAACAGCCAGUAUCAUCUUCUGGCCCGGCCAAUAGCUCUGGAACUGCAAACACGACUGGGCCAUCUCCGAGCUCAGCACCCUCAACACCUUCAACUCACACUCCUAAUGACGUGAUGUCAAUGCCUGCUUUACCCCAUAGUAGUAGUUCUUCUCAGCCUCUGAUGAUGUUUGGUACUGAUGGUGCUGCCACAUUGACAUCACCAUCAAAUCAAUUGGCUGAUAUGGAUCGUUUUGUGGAGGAUGGAUCCCUUGAGGAUAACGUUGAUUCUUUUUUAUCCCAUGAUGAUGCUGAUCCAAGAGAUACAGGGCCUCGAAUGGAUGUCAGCCAAGGGUUCUCAUUUAAAGAAGUGAAUGCUACCAGGGCCAGCACGAGCAAAGUGAUAUGCUGCCACUUCUCAUCUGAUGGCAAGUUGCUUGCUAGCGGUGGUCAUGACAAAAAGGCUGUACUGUGGUACACUGACACUUUGAAGCCAAAAACUACCCUUGAAGAACAUUCAUCUUUGAUAACUGAUAUCCGUUUCAGUCCAAGCAUGCCACGUCUUGCAACUUCAUCCUUUGACAAAACUGUCAGGGUUUGGGAUGCUGACAAUCCUGGCUACACUUUACGAACAUUCACUGGCCAUUCUGCUUCUGUUAUGUCCCUUGACUUCCACCCAAAUAAAGACGACCUUAUAUGCUCAUGUGACGGGGAUGGUGAAAUACGUUAUUGGAGCAUUAUACAUGGUUGCCAAAGAGUGUUCAAGGGUGGCACUGCUCAGAUGAGAUUCCAACCCCGUACAGGGAGAUAUCUUGCUGCAGCUGCUGAGAAUGUGGUAUCUGUAUUGGACGUUGAAACCCAGGCUUGUCUACAUUCACUACAGGGACAUACUAAGCCAAUACAUACCGUGUGCUGGGAUCCCACGGGCGACUAUCUGGCAUCGGUUAGCGAAGACUCGGUCAAGGUAUGGAGACUCGGGUCAGGGAGCGAGGGAGAAUGUGUUCAUGAGUUGAGCUGCAGUGGCAACAAGUUCCACUCCGGUGUUUUCCAUCCCACCUACCCUUCGUUGCUAGUUAUCGGUUGUUACCAGGCAAGUACCUUACCUAACAGAUGCCUUAAUUAUCUCAUUUCUCAAUCAUCGCUGGAGCUAUGGAACAUGACGGAGAACAAAACCAUGACUUUGGGAGCUCACGACGGGCUGAUUGCUGCGCUGGCAGUAACACCUGUGAAUGGUGGUUUAGUCGCGUCGGCCAGUCAUGACAAGUAUGUAAAACUAUGGAAGUGACACUCACGAAGGAUAUCAAAGAUGACACGGAUUUUGGAUGGUUCUAGUGCAUCUUUUCCUGCCUCUGGAGGGGAAGCAUUACUAGCUAUAUAUGACCCUCCCUCGAAUGAACUAACCCCCACUUCUGCAAUGUCGUCAAUGUUGUAUGAUAAAUUGGUAAACAUGGUACUGGUCUUUUUUCUGAAGUAGGAAGCUUUUUCCCUUUUCUUUCUUCUUUCCUAGUGAAUUUGAGGAACCUGUUCUAGUUUGUGGUUUCUACUAGCUACUAUUUGAUGUAUAACAGACAGCACAGAGACCUUUUGCCUAGUCCACGGAUAUGUUCUGUACAGUUUGGUUUGCCUUGUCUUGCAGAUCAUUUCCCCCUUUGUUUAGGCUUAAAAGUUCUCCAUUGUCUUUGAUCGAGCCAACCAGGUA
Linum tenue is the source of this 3643-nucleotide messenger RNA. The record is from the annotation of a GenBank genome assembly. NCBI's taxonomy places the organism in Eukaryota, Viridiplantae, Streptophyta, Magnoliopsida, Malpighiales, Linaceae.